Messenger RNA from Scheffersomyces coipomensis, 2223 nucleotides. It is a transcript of the gene PAN3, whose product is annotated as Pan3p. NCBI's taxonomy places the organism in Eukaryota, Fungi, Ascomycota, Pichiomycetes, Serinales, Debaryomycetaceae. The transcript has a single exon. The record is from RefSeq and is a predicted model, not a curated record. Gene Ontology annotation, biological process: protein phosphorylation; mRNA processing; nuclear-transcribed mRNA poly(A) tail shortening. Gene Ontology annotation, molecular function: ATP binding; poly(A) binding; metal ion binding. Gene Ontology annotation, cellular component: P-body; PAN complex. The coding region runs from base 1 to 2223 and encodes 740 amino acids.
AUGAACAUUAAUAUAGACACUGCUAAGGAUACGCUAUGCAAGAAUAUCUUGAUUUAUGGAUAUUGUAAAUUUGAAAAUAAAGGAUGUGCAUUCAAUCAUAAUAGAUCAACUCCUGCAGCCGCUGGAACUGGUGCUGCUGGUGGAGCCACUGGUACUGCUAUAGCGCAACCGGGUCAACCAUUAGGUCAAUCACAAUUACAAUCACCUCAACAACUAAAUAACGCAACCAUUGAUGCAAAGAGGAAAUUUAAUAUGAAUACCCCGUCAUUUCAACCAUCUGGAGUUCAAGGAUUGAGUAAUAAGUUCGCUAACUUAUCACCUAAAUUAAAGGAUAUUCCUCCUUUUAUUCCCGGUGGUCCCAAUGCUCCGAGCAAUGAAAAUGAUAUUAUACCAAUAAAGAAAUUUAAUGCAUCAACCGCUUCAUUUACCCCAUCCUUUACACCAACUUCAUAUACUCCCGAACUUUCUAAUGGUCAAGGUCAACCUAUUGUAAAUAAUGCCAAUAAUUCUAUAAAUAAUAAUAAUGGUAUUAAUGGUGUCAUACAGAAUCCUUAUCUUCAACAACAACAACAACCACAGCAACAACAGGGUAUACCAUCUCCGUCACAACAGCAACAACAACAAGUUCAACAACAAAAUAUACCCCUUCAUAAUAAUAGUAACGAUUUAUACUAUCAACCUCCACCCCAAGUUCAAGCUCAAAUUUCUCCAUCUGCAUUAGGUCAUCCACAAUCACAAGUUCAAAUACCUUCUCAACAACAACAAGCACCAGGACUUAUGGUACCAGGACCUCCUCCACCACCGCCACCGCCUCCACCACCUCAAGCUCAUAAUCAUAAUCAAGCUACUAAUUAUCCUUUAAAUUAUCAUUUAUAUGCUCCAGGACCUCCACCACGAUUUAAUGGAAAUUUAGCUCCCUAUGAAACUAAUUCAUCAUUAUUAUUUAUUAAGAAUGAUUUAAGAGAAUCAAUUCAACAAAAGAAUGAAGCAACUUUACAAACGUUAUCCCAUUCAAAUUUACCUGAUCAUAUAAGUACUUAUCAUUCAUUAGUUCCCAUUGAUAGAAAUUAUGAAACAUUAUCAAAAGUUUGGCAAUUACCAAGUAGUAUUUAUAAAGUUUAUAAUAAUAUGGAUGGUAAUCCAUAUGUAUUAAGAAGAAUUGAACAUCAUCAUCCUAUUAUAAAUGAAUUACCAUUUAAGACGAUUAAGAAAUGGAAAAGUAUUAAGAAUUCGAAUUUAGUUUCAAUUUAUGAUGCUUUUACAACUAUGUCAUUUGGAGGUAAGAGUUCAUUAAUUUUAAUUUAUGAUUUUUAUCCAAAUUCUAAUACAUUAAUAGAUCAUCAUAAGAAGAAUGGAUUAAGAAGUGAAAUUAUUACUGAAGAUAUACUUUGGAAUUAUUUAAUUCAAUUAAUUAAUGUUUUACAAGUUAUUCAUGAAAAAGGAUUAGCAGCUAGAUCAUCAAUGGAUUUAAAUAAGAUUAUCGUUACUAAUAAGAAUCGAAUUCGAUUAUCAAGUUGUGGAAUUAGUGAUAUUUUAGAUGAAGAUAAUUAUAAAGAGAAAGAAGAUGGAUAUGAAUUUGAUCCUGAAGAAUAUAAAACUAAAUUAAAACAAUAUCAAUUAGAAGAUAUUAAGAAUUUAGGGAAAAUAUUAUUUGAAUUAAGUUUAUUAACUAUUCCAAUUAAUUUAAGAUAUGGUAAUGAAUUUGAUCAAGUAAUUAAACAUUUUAAAUUUAGUGAAGAAUUUAUUCGAGUAUUAAGAAUUUUAAAUUUUGAUGUUACACCUCAAUUUUCAUUAAUUAAAUUUAAUGAACAAUAUUUAAUUCGUACUAAUAAAUUAUUUUUAAUUUUAAAUAAUUUACAAGAUCUGAAUGAUUUUGUGGAAUCACAAUUAUCGACUGAAUUAGAGAAUCUGAGAUUAUUUCGAUUAUUAACUAAGAUAAAUUUUAUAAUUGAAAGACCCGAAUUAAAUCCUGAAGUUAAUAAUAAUCGAUAUAUUAUUAAAUUAUUUCGAGAUUUUAUAUUUUUUCAAUUUGAUGAAUUUGGGAAACCAAUAAUUGAAUUACUGAGAGUUUUAACAAAUUUAAAUAAAUUAGAUGCUGGAAUUGAAGAGAAAUUAUUAUUAGUGAGUCGAGAUGAAAAGAAUUGUAUUAUUGUUAGUUAUAAAGAGUUAAGAGAUAUAAUUGAUUCAUUAUUUAGAGGUAUAACAUCACAAUAUUAUAAGUGA